UCCGAGUAGCUGGGAUUAGAGGUAGGAUCUUUUGAAUUUAGUGCUAAUAUGAAGAAGAGUCAUCCUGUGCCCACUGCCUGCCACUUGGCGUUCCACGACUAUGCCAACGCAGUCCUUCUCUGUCCUGUCUUGGGCUUGGACAAGCCCGGCUGCUCUGAGGGAGCUGGCAGGCCACACACCACUGGUGGGGAGCGGCUGAGCAGAUUGGAUUGAAGGCCCUAGGCGUCGGACGCCAGCCCUGUCCUAGCUGUCUCCUUGGUGAGAAGAACCAGCCCUCUCGGCCAUGGGCGGCGCUGUGCUGGAUGAGGGCCCCACAGGCGUCAAGGCCCCCGACGGGGCCUGGGGCUGGGCUGUGCUCUUCGGCUGCUUUGUCAUCACCGGCUUCUCCUACGCCUUCCCCAAGGCCAUCAGCGUCUUCUUCAAGGAGCUCAUUCGCGAGUUCGGGAUUGGCUACAGUGACACGGCCUGGAUCUCCUCUAUCCUGCUGGCCAUGCUCUAUGGCACAGGCCCGCUCUGCAGUGUGUGUGUGAACCGCUUUGGCUGCCGGCCGGUCAUGCUCGUGGGUGGCCUCUUUGCCUCCCUGGGGAUGGUGGCUGCGUCCUUUUGCACGAGCAUUAUCCAGCUCUACCUCACCGCAGGCGUCGUUACUGGCUUGGGUCUGGCUCUCAACUUCCAGCCCUCCCUCAUCAUGCUCAACCGUUACUUCAGUAAGCGGCGCCCCAUAGCCAACGGGCUGGCAGCGGCGGGCAGCCCGGUGUUCCUGUGUGCGCUGUCCCCAAUGGGGCAGGUGCUGCAGGACCACUAUGGGUGGCGGGGCGGCUUCCUCAUCCUAGGCGGCCUGCUGCUCAACUGCUGCGUGUGCGCUGCGCUCAUGAGGCCGCUGGUGGCCCCCGAGUCGGCCGGGGGGCCCAGGCCUCAGCAGUCACCCCGGCGGCUGCUGGACCUGAGUGUCUUCCGGGACCGUGGCUUCGUCAUCUACGCAGUUGCUGCCUCCAUCAUGGUGUUGGGGCUCUUCGUGCCACCCGUGUUUGUGGUGAGCUAUGCCAAGGACCUGGGCGUGCCCGACACAAAGGCUGCCUUCCUGCUCACCAUCCUGGGCUUCAUCGACAUCUUUGCCCGGCCGACCGCUGGCUUCAUCACAGGGCUCAAGAAGGUGCGGCCCUACUCUGUCUACCUUUUCAGCUUCGCCAUGUUCUUCAACGGCUUCACUGACCUCACAGGCUCCACAGCCAGCAACUAUGGGGGCCUGGUAGUCUUCUGCAUCUUCUUCGGCAUCUCCUACGGCAUGGUGGGUGCGCUGCAGUUUGAGGUGCUCAUGGCCAUUGUGGGCACCCACAAGUUCUCCAGUGCCAUCGGCCUGGUGCUGCUGAUGGAGGCCGUGGCCGUGCUCAUUGGACCCCCGUCGGGUGGCAAGCUGCUGGAUGCAACGAAAGUCUACAAGUAUGUGUUCAUCCUGGCGGGGGCUGAGGUGCUCACCUCCUCCCUCGUGCUGCUGCUGGGCAACUUCUGCAUCAGGAGCAGGUCCAAGGCAUUGAAGCCCGAGGCAGCGGCCUCAGAGGAGGAGAAGCCCCCUGUGGAUGUGAGGGUGGACUCAAGGGAGGUGGAGCACUUCCUGAAGGCAGAGCCUGAGAAAAACGGGGAGGUGGUUCACACCCCGGAAACCAGUGUAUGAGCGGCCUGGCUGGGGCCGGCAGGGCAAAGGGACGAGGUUCAGAGACUGGCAACAUGUAUUUAUUUCACAAACAGGACUAGCUGAGCCGGGGCUGUCAGCUCGGUGCUGGGGUGCUGGCUGCCUGGUCACUGGGUCACCACCUGACCUGUUUCAUGGGGGGAGGGGGUGAAGUGGGGAUCGUGUCAUUCCAAAGCGGAUCUGCAGUGAAGCCAAGCCCCCAGUUAUAAGCCACCUGCGCCACGGACCCCACCUGCGGACCCCGAGCAGCCUGUGCUCUACUGUAGUCAAGGACUUAGAAACCCGGACUUCUGAGACAACACCACUUUAAUCAGAGCCAGGGCUGCUGCCGGGUGCCUCCCUGUGGUCUGACCCCACUGUCCUGCCCUCCCCUCCUGCGCAGCCCAUUCCCCUCUGCCCAUCUGGGAAGGUGUGCUAUGUGUGUGGAGGUGUGGGCUUGCAGGGAGCUGCUGGUGCAGUUCUGCACCGUGGUCUGUUUACCCCAAGUCUCAGAAACAACCUGGUUAUUCUCACAA
Heterocephalus glaber (naked mole-rat) is the source of this 2205-nucleotide messenger RNA. It is a transcript of the gene Slc16a3, whose product is annotated as solute carrier family 16 member 3. The record is from RefSeq and is a predicted model, not a curated record. Gene Ontology annotation, molecular function: lactate:proton symporter activity. Lineage: Eukaryota; Metazoa; Chordata; Mammalia; Rodentia; Bathyergidae. Gene Ontology annotation, biological process: transmembrane transport; monocarboxylic acid transport. Gene Ontology annotation, cellular component: basolateral plasma membrane.